UUGGUUUCCUUUCCAGUUCUCAUCAUCCAGCAUGCUCCGUUAGCAGUGCAGAGGUUAAUGCCUCCGAGGCAAGAUCUCCACACAAGCGACAGUGAAGAAUGCUGUCUGAAUUCUGCUGAAGGACGGGGGGACUAUUUACUUUUAUUAUGCUGCCGUCUCCUGGCUGAUUUUGUACAAGACUGAAGGAUACUGCUGACAGAACAUAGGAGCAAAAAGGAUGAAGCCUCCAUCUAACACACCACUCCACUCUCUGGAAUGAUAAACGGAAAAGAGGCAUUUUCCCAGCAUGAAAUCCAGUGCAUACCAGUAAUUUGAACACUUCAUUAAACUAUGAUGAGAAGACAAUUUAUGGAAAACAAAAGAUGAACCCACUCGAUGCAACAAAGUCAGGAUUUUUAUUGUGCAUUGCUGUCUGCAUGUUCAUCUACACUUUCAUCUACCUAAAGGAUAUGUUUUCUGAAGAGCCAAGUGAACAAAAAAUGAAGGCAAAUAUUGCAGAGUGUGGUUUUUAUCCAGAUGAACUUUGUUCAGCUCUUUUUGCAGGGAAAGCAGCUGCCUUUAAAAUAGGAAACCUCUGUCAGAAUACCUAUCAACCUAAACCACUCAGCUGCACUCAGACCUCGUGCAACUGCUCCAUGGUUUUGAAGACUCUGCACUUUAUCACCAGGCCACUGUCAGAUGAAGAAGGAAAUUUCUCCUUGGCAUACAUUAUCACAAUUCACAAGGAGCUGGAAAUGUUUGUAAAGCUGCUAAGAGCUAUUUAUAUGCCUCAGAAUAUUUACUGCAUACAUGUCGACGAAAAGUCCCCAAAAGAUUAUAAAGCUGCUGUACAAAACCUCAUUAAUUGCUUUGAAAAUAUUUUCAUUUCCUCAAAAAGAGAAAGUGUUGUUUAUGCAGGAUUUUCAAGAUUACAAGCUGAUAUCAACUGCAUGAGAGAUCUAGUCAAUUCCAAAAUCCAGUGGAAUUAUGUCAUUAAUCUCUGUGGUCAAGAUUAUCCCAUUAAAACAAACAGAGACAUUAUACAAUACAUCAAAAGUAAAUGGAAUGGUAAGAAUAUGACUCCUGGCAUAGUCCAACCAGCUCACAUGAAACACAGGACACAGGUUAGUUACAGAGAGUCGGUACACUCUGGAAUGUCAUACGUGUAUCCAACAAAGAAUAUAAAAGCUAAGCCUCCACACAAUUUGACAAUAUAUUUUGGCAGUGCCUAUUACAUACUCACUAAAGAAUUUGUAGAGUUUACACUGACUGAUGCACGUGCAAAAGAUUUGCUGGAGUGGUCAAGAGACACAUACAGUCCAGAUGAGCACUACUGGGUCACACUGAAUCGUUUAAAUGAUGCUCCAGGGGCUACACCCAAUGCUGACUGGGAAGGAAACAUUCGAGCCAUUAAAUGGAAAGAUCAAGAAGGAACUACACAUAGAGGCUGCAAAGGUCAUUACAUCAGAGACAUUUGUGUCUAUGGACUAGGAGAUUUACAGUGGAUUAUUGAGUCACCUCAUUUGUUUGCCAACAAAUUCGAGCCCGCAACAUACCCGCUUGUUAUGGACUGUCUAGAGAGACGCCACAGGCUCAAAGUGCUGCACCAGGCAGAAAUUCCAAUUGAAGAUCACUGGCGGCUUCAGGAAGAGAACUACUUCAACUUGAAGCUGCAUGUCUGAGCUCAAGUACAUCUAAACAAGUGUUGAAAAUACUGACAGAAACCAGUAACGUUUCUAGCCAUAGACUUCACUCUGUGCAUUACAGCAUGAGGGUAAGCACAAUACUGUACCACCAAUGAAAUAAACAGUUCUUAUUCAUUACACUGAUAUAAAGAGCAGUAGCUGCAGAGGGGUUAAUUCUUAAAGAAAAUGACAUGUCUACAUCUAUAACUUACUGAGGAGAAGGGGGAAGUUCAUAAUCCUUUAAGUGAAUUAUUUAACUGGAAAAAAAUAAAUCACAUUCCUCAUGUCUGCAGCCAAAAAGGGAAACAAUGUUU
Molecule: messenger RNA, 1978 nt
Organism: Dryobates pubescens (Downy woodpecker)
Lineage: Eukaryota; Metazoa; Chordata; Aves; Piciformes; Picidae
Product: beta-1,3-galactosyl-O-glycosyl-glycoprotein beta-1,6-N-acetylglucosaminyltransferase 7
Exons: 6
Coding region: 363-1661 (432 amino acids)
Cellular component (GO): membrane
Molecular function (GO): acetylglucosaminyltransferase activity
Source: RefSeq, a predicted model, not a curated record